AUGCUGCAAAGCCUCCAGAAGGAGGAUGCCGAGAUGGUGAUCUGCACCAAGGCAAGGGCACGCUACAAAUUUCCGGAAGUACCGCAGCAGACCGCUCCAGUCUACGGUCACAUUGGUGUCACCUACGGCACUUCACCCUUUGACAAGCAGGCGAUCACCAAUCCACCCGAGUUGGCCCCCCAGUUCCUGGGCGAAACCUGGCAGGCAGAGUGGCGCUCCAAAGAUCAGUUGAUGGUGAAGCUCCUGCAGCAGAAAGGUUUGAAGUCCAGUCAGGGAAUCCUGGUAGAGGAUGAUCCCGAGGUCCAGGUCGAGAUGAAACUGCGGAAGCACAGAGUGGCACAGAGUAUUCUCUUAGUGAAGGCAGAUCAAGGUUGGGGAGAUGUCACCAGCCCUGAGCUGGCCCAGACAAUUGGAGACGCACGAGUGUGCUGCUCGGACAGCACUGGUUCAAUGUCUGACCAUGAAUUGCUCUGGCUCGAGUACCUUCCAGUUGCCAACGGGCACCUCCAAGUGAGUAUGCUUGGGAUUGUAGUUUUGGGGACGGGCCCGGGAGUGUUCCUCCAGUGUUUUGUUCGUGUUCGAUUCAUCCUGAUCUCCUCCCACGGCGCUGUGUUCGAGAGGUUUUUCAGCACGGCGCCGCCGACUCCAGAGGUGCCACAGCAUCCACAGCUUCGCUUCGCGCCGCCCGCGGCACCAGCGCUGGUGCAGCCACCAGUCGUGGCGCCGCUGAUGAAAUCUUGUCAUGGGCCACCCAUAGCAGCGCCGUCGCAGCCUCCGAAUGCACGAGCCCCAAGAGCUGGUCUCAUGCAUUGCCAUGCAUCUUUCAAUCUUUACAAUCAGUUCAUAUCAGUUCACAAUGUUUGCGAAUGUUUUGCGAUGUUGUUGGGAAGAUCUCGCGGCCAAGAUCUCGAUGUGCAGCUUUCAAGCUCUUCCUCCGCCGCCUGCGGCAGCUCCAAAGAUGGCGCCGAGAAGGCUCCAGCGAACGGCCCCAGUACGGCUAGUCCCUGUCCCGACGAGCGUCACAACAAGGGCAAGCAGGGCGAUCCCAAGGACGGUCCCAAGGACGGUCCCCAGGGCGAUCCCCCGGGCGAUCCCCCGGGCGAUCCCCCGGGCGAUCCUCCGAGUUCUCCAGUCGCCACGAAGGCGGCAGAGAGUGAGGAGGUCAGCCGGUUUGAUUCGAAAUCCUCACGCCGAAGAUGGGCCGACAUCGCCAACGAUUCAGAUUCAGAUGGCGAGGACCUCUGGAACGUCGACACAAGCAUGUGUAUGACGCCGAGCUCCUGUAGCUCGCCAACGACCGGCCAGGACAAUCAGGACACGUCGUCCGCGCAACCUACGAGCACCACGAGCGCAGAGGCGGCGGCUCCUACCGGCCGCGAAGAUAAGUCCACAGCCGAUGACGACAGGAGGUCCAGAAGUAUGCAAGAGUUGCCCGGACAUGACGAACAUGUUCAGCAGAGCCUAGAGCCUUUCGAGCUCGGAAUUUCGAGCACGGACCUGGAGCCCUCAGACACCCUUGAAGAGGCAAGUUUGAGUUUGGAGCCGGCAAAGAGGUUCGAACAGGAUAUCGACGCGCCAGUUGAAGAGAAAAGCGGAAAAGACCACCCUUCUUUGGACCUGGACUGCUCGCAGGAUUCUGUGGCUCUCUCCACGGUGGCAGACAGCGUUGACCGCAUGAGCUCGAUUGCAGAUUCCCCGGAGGCAGACAUUGCCGAAUCGUUUCCAGAUGUUCUUGGUGAAGCAGCCAGUGUCAGCAAGAGAAAGAAGAAGCCGGCCAAAAAGAAGAAGAAAAAGAUCGAGACCCUAACGGGCACAGCGCCAUCAAUGGGAGAACUGAGCAGGAAUUCAUCGGUCAGCGACGCGCCGUCCCGAAGUUCCGGCAGCGUGCCCGAGACGAGCGCUCCAAGCAAGCGUGCUGCAUCAAAGCCGCAGCCAACCGAGAGGCAACACACGCAGUGUCGUGAUUCCGAAAAGUUUGAGAAGCUUGCCCAUCAGUUUGCCAAGUCUGCAAACCAGCAUGCAUCGCAGUUUCAAUCUGGUCUGGCGAGCUGCCUUUCCACAUUGCACAGCAAUCCUCGAUGGGCAAUCCUGGUUUUUCUGGCCGCCUUGGUCUUUGGUGGAAGGUGCUGGCUUCGGUUGCAAGAUACCGAUGAUGCGGCAGUGCACAUGAGGCGGUUUCACUGA
Symbiodinium natans is the source of this 2184-nucleotide messenger RNA. The record is from the annotation of a GenBank genome assembly. Lineage: Eukaryota; Dinophyceae; Suessiales; Symbiodiniaceae.